UGUUAUCAUUAAAAAAAUAAUGUCGAUUUUGUUGAGAAUGGACGAAAAAUGAAAGAAACUACAAACUAAUUAGUAAUUACUAUUUAUUAAGAAAAAUUAAGAAAACGAAUGCAAUUUUCCCGCGAAACAUGCGUAUCUUUUUCCAUGGAUCAAAAAGUGUAAUCCAUGAAACAGUUGGUGAGAGAAUACUAGAAAACUGUUCAAGUUUUUGUGAUGGCAUCCAUAGAACAAUUUUCUUCUUGUUUGGAUUCCACGAUCGUAAAACUAUUGAAAGACAGAAAUAUCAAAUCAGUAGCUGAUUUUCUUCAAGAAAAACCGGAAAAUAUUGCCAAGAUUACGAAACUGAAUUUUAAGGAUGUAUUGGAGAUCAAACAAAAACUAUUAGUCUCGUUUCAAAGUAAUUUCCAUGGAGCGUGUUCUUUACUGACGAAAAGCAUCGAUAAUAGCUUCGUAUUAAUUUCUGGAAUUGAAGAGAUUGACACUCUGUUGAACGGUUUUAAAUCUGGAAUCAUUUAUGAAAUGUGUGGUUUAUCGGGAAGUGGAAAAACACACACUUGUUUGUCUCUCGCAGCGAAUACAGCGAUAAAAGCAAAAUGUGUUUAUUAUAUCGAUACGAAAGGAGAUUUUAGUGCAAUUAAAUUGAAACAAAUUAUUAGUAAAACGCAUUCUUCCAAGAAGGAUAUAAUGGCUUGUUUGGAAAGAAUCAGAGUUACCACAGUUUAUACUUUAUAUGAAGUUAUAUCUGCUCUACAUUGGUUGAAAAAUCAGUUGUUAUACGAUAGCGUGCCUCUGAUUAUAAUCGAUUGUUUAUCUACAGCUUAUUUUUUAUCCGUCGGCGCUGAUAAACUAAUAGGUUUGGGUUUAUUGAAUCAUAUUGCUAAUUUGAUAAAGUUCAUAGCGAUAGAACAUCACGUUGUCAUAGUGAUCACAAAUUUGGCUACCAAAGAUUUCAAAAAUAAUGACGUUGUUCUUCGACGAAAUACCAAACCGUGUUUAGGAAAGUACUGGCUUCAUGUUGCCAAUUACAGGUUGAACUUCAAGAAAGAAAACAACUUAAUUCAAGUAUCUUUAGAUGAAGAUUCUGUGUUAGGUGACAAUACCACUUGUAAUAUAAAUAUAAUAUAAUUAAAUGUAAAUAAAUACAAUUCUUAUUAUGAAAAAAGUU
Planococcus citri (citrus mealybug) is the source of this 1165-nucleotide messenger RNA. RefSeq names its product DNA repair protein RAD51 homolog 4-like. Lineage: Eukaryota; Metazoa; Arthropoda; Insecta; Hemiptera; Pseudococcidae. Gene Ontology annotation, biological process: reciprocal meiotic recombination; DNA strand invasion; double-strand break repair via homologous recombination. Bases 214 to 1125 code for a protein of 303 amino acids. The transcript has 5 exons. The record is from RefSeq and is a predicted model, not a curated record. Gene Ontology annotation, molecular function: single-stranded DNA binding; ATP binding; ATP-dependent DNA damage sensor activity. Gene Ontology annotation, cellular component: centrosome; Rad51B-Rad51C-Rad51D-XRCC2 complex; replication fork.